This is a messenger RNA of Exaiptasia diaphana, 1833 nucleotides long. Its product is annotated as E3 ubiquitin-protein ligase SIAH1. Gene Ontology annotation, biological process: proteasome-mediated ubiquitin-dependent protein catabolic process; multicellular organism development. Gene Ontology annotation, molecular function: zinc ion binding; ubiquitin conjugating enzyme binding; ubiquitin protein ligase activity. Bases 266 to 1111 code for a protein of 281 amino acids. Lineage: Eukaryota; Metazoa; Cnidaria; Anthozoa; Actiniaria; Aiptasiidae. Gene Ontology annotation, cellular component: cytoplasm. The transcript is spliced from 2 exons. The record is from RefSeq and is a predicted model, not a curated record.
GUCGCCGGAAUACACUCGUUUUCUUCGUCACAUCGGGAAGCCUCGGAUAAAAAUAUUGUUCUCAAAAUUGAUCUUUCUGUGGUUUCAAAUUUGUUUCCUGACAGUUUUAGGGCCUCUUUGGGUCUUCUCUUUCGUUCAUUGGAUGGUUCAAAUAUGGAGUUUCAGUUGACAACGUAGCAGAAGUGAAAUCUUUACCUUAGUCAACAGAUUUUUCUGUUUUGAAGACACUUUCUUCUCGUGGGCGUAUAUUUAGUUGUCCGCCAUAAUGAAUCGACAGAAUGGWGUAUCACAGUCUUCACUAAAAACACCACGACUCGGUGUAGCACCUACACCCGGRCCAACUAAUGCUGAUUUGACUAGUAUCUUUGAAUGCCCUGUGUGCUUCGACUUUGUUCUYCCGCCAAUUUUACAAUGUUCAAGCGGACAUCUUGUAUGUUCAAAUUGCAGACCGAAAUUGACUUGUUGUCCUACCUGCCGUGGGCCUCUAGGCAGUAUUCGAAACUUGGCAAUGGAAAAGGUAGCCAGUACAGUCACUUUUCCCUGUAAAUAUGUCACAAGUGGAUGUGAGGUUUCUUUGCCACAUACAGAAAAGACAGAACACGAAGAGUCUUGUGAAUUUCGUCCUUAUUCGUGCCCUUGUCCUGGAGCCUCUUGUAAGUGGCAAGGCUCUUUGGAAGCUGUAAUGCCCCAUCUMAUGCACACUCAUAAGUCAAUAACUACUCUCCAAGGAGAAGAUAUUGUAUUUCUUGCUACUGAUAUCAAUCUCCCAGGCGCUGUUGACUGGGUUAUGAUGCAAUCAUGUUUUGGGCACCAUUUUAUGCUUGUAUUAGAAAAACAGGAAAAAUUUGAAGGACAUCAACAAUUUUAUGCYAUUGUGCAGCUUAUAGGUACUCGGAAGCAGGCAGAAAGUUUUAUAUACAGACUGGAAUUGAAUGGAAGCCGCCGUCGAUUGGCAUGGGAGGCAACCCCACGAAGUAUUCAUGAGGGAAUUGCGUCUGCAAUUUUAAACUCAGAUUGCCUAGUUUUUGAUGCAAAUAUUGCACAUUUGUUUGCAGACAAUGGAAAUUUAGGAAUAAAUGUUACUAUUUCAAUGACAAUGGACACAAGGUAAUCAUGUUACACUUUACAAGAAUACAAGAAACAAUUUAUGUUAACCAUAUAUAACCAAUAACAAUAAUUAUAUAAUUAUUAUAUAAUAAAAGUUAACAAUGGUCUAGGUGUUAUAAAUGUCUUAGCAUUCACAAUAUGCACUCAAACCCUUAAUUGUACAAUUAACAUUAGUAUAUUAACAUGCAAAAUGAAAGAUCAUUUGCUUCAUAUAUAUUUAUCAUUGAAAAUAAAUUACAAAUGCAGUUAAUCCACAUUUUUGUUUGACUUUGACUAAUGUUAAUGAAAUUGCUUGUGUAAUAAUGGGAAAGGAUGGAAGGUUUUGCAAUUUUAUAACCAUAUUAAAAGAAACAUUCACUAUUGAGGGAUGUCCAAUACUCUGUCAAAUUUAUGCAAACCAGUAUUGUAUUUUCUUGUAUUGUAUCCACAUACAAUAGAUUUACAAUACAAGACUUUUAAGAAUGACACAAUACAAUAGAAUGCGAAACAAUGCCAUGCAUAAAUUUGUCAGAAUAUUUGACAAGACUGAUGCAUGCAGGGAAAGGAGGAGUCCCUUUUUUUCUAUGUAUCAUAAAUUGGGCAGAAACUCGUUAUACCUUUAAUUAAUUAUUGUUCUCAGAUCCAAUUACUUAAUUGGAAAGUAAUUUAGUUAAUACAGUAUUUUGUAAGAAAAAUAAAGAAAAGCAGUUUGACAAUAAAUUAUAUUAUUUAGGCAUUUUUAAUAAA